Messenger RNA from Pantherophis guttatus, 1217 nucleotides. Its product is annotated as olfactory receptor 6B1-like. Lineage: Eukaryota; Metazoa; Chordata; Lepidosauria; Squamata; Colubridae. Gene Ontology annotation, cellular component: membrane. The record is from RefSeq and is a predicted model, not a curated record. Gene Ontology annotation, molecular function: G protein-coupled receptor activity; olfactory receptor activity. Gene Ontology annotation, biological process: G protein-coupled receptor signaling pathway.
GAAAUGUAUUCAUAUAUGUGUGCUAAAUUCAUCUUCUCUUCAUUUUUAUUUCCUUAAGUCACUUUGUAGUAUUCACAGGAAUCCAAGAAAUUAUAUCUUAGAUAUAACAUAUUUACUUUGCCUCCUGAUUUAUAUUUUGUUUACUUGGUUGGGAACAAGAUAUUUCAUCUGAUUGCUUGAUCUUAAAUAUGUCAUGCCAAUGAAUGAAAAGAAGGAAUCCAGAAACAGCAUUAUCCAAGUUCUGAAUAUUUAGCAAACUCUGAGAUGAAGAACUGCAAGAAACCUUCAUUUCAUUUAUUGAUAUUUCCAUUCAUCCUUUCACAUAUACUGAAUUUUCCCCUGCAGAUUGGUAUAUGAGGCAUGGAAUUGAACAACCAAACCAGAGUCCAGAUAUUUAUCCUCCUGGGUUUUCCCACAGUUCUAGAACUUCAGAGAUUGCUAUUUGUAGUAUUUCUUUGUAUCUAUAUCCUCACUCUUGUGGAGAACACCAUGAUCAUCAUCCUCAUCAGGACAAAUACUCCCUCCAAAAACCCAUGUAUCUCUUCCUCAGCCACUUGUCUUUCCUGGAGACUUGGUAUAUUUCUGUGACUGUUCCAAAACUCCUGAUUAACUUCUUGGCAACAGAUAAAAGCAUUUCCUAUGCAGGCUGCAUGGCUCAGCUGUAUUUCUUCUUAUCCCUAGCCUGCACUGAAUGUGGCCUGUUGGCUGUCAUGGCUUAUGAUCGUUAUGUUGCCAUUUGCCACCCACUGCGCUAUCCUGUUAUAAUGACAUCCCAGCUUUGCUUGCAGCUAGCAGUGGGUUCCUGGCUCACUGGUUUCCUAAUUUCUAUGCUCAAAGUUUUUUUCAUUUCACGUUUGAGUUUUUGUGGGCCCAAUGUCAUCAACCACUUCUUCUGUGACAUUUCCCCUUUGCUUAAUCUCUCCUGCACUGACCGCACUGUGGCUGAAAUGGUUGACUUUGUAUUUGCUCUUCUUAUCCUUUUAAUUCCACUCUCUGUCACAAUGGGCUCCUAUGCAUUUAUCAUAGGCACCAUUUUACGUAUCCCUACGAGGCAAGGAAAAAGUAAAGCUUUUUCUACCUGUGCCUCCCCACCUCACAGUGGUUAUUAUAUUCUACUCAGCUGCAGUCUUCAUGUAUGCAAGACCUAGGAGAAUCCAUUCUUUUAACAUGAAUAAGCUUGUGUCAGUUGUGUACACUAUUGUUACUCCCAUGCUGAA